AUGGCGGCUCCGAAGAACCGCAGCGGCGACGAAGAAGCCGCGCUACGUCUCCAGCACCACGCCCGACCGUCAGUCAAGCGACGCACACACCGUCGCCAAGCAGUCGCCAACGACGCCGAUCACCUAUCACUGGGGUACCACCUCGCCACAACCCAUGGCAGGCGAGGCGGCUUCUGGGACCGCCGCCACAUGCUUGCUGCGUUUGCGCUGGGCGCCGACAUGGUGCAAGUGGGCACUGCCUUUCUGACGACGCCCGAGAGCGGACUACCACCACCGCGCAAGGCAGCAAUCACGGCCGCGACCAGCUCGACGGCAAGUGUCGUCACGCGCGGCCUCACGGGGCGGCCCGCGCGCAUGUUGCGCAACGAGCUCGUCGACCGGCUCGCACCGCACGAGGUGGAUGCGGCGUCCAGCGCGCUCCAGCGCCAGCGUAUGGCCGACAUCUUCCGCACGCAUGACACCCGCUACUCGGUGCUCCUCGCGGGCCAAGGCCACGCCUAUUGCCGCCUCGACGACACGGUCGCGACGGUCCUGGCUCGGUUUGCGUGA
Saprolegnia parasitica CBS 223.65 is the source of this 549-nucleotide messenger RNA. RefSeq lists its product as hypothetical. NCBI's taxonomy places the organism in Eukaryota, Oomycota, Saprolegniomycetes, Saprolegniales, Saprolegniaceae. The coding region runs from base 1 to 549 and encodes 182 amino acids. The transcript has 2 exons. The record is from RefSeq and is a predicted model, not a curated record. Gene Ontology annotation, molecular function: nitronate monooxygenase activity.